AAGUUCUUUAAAUUGCGGCUGUUGUUUCUGUGAGCAUGUCUAAAAACGGGCUCAUCUAUUUGAUCACCGGAGGCUGCGGGUUUCUCGGAACCCAUCUGCUCAGGGUUCUGCAGGAGAAGGAGGACGAACUGGUCGAGGUUCGAGUGUUUGACAAGCACGUAGAUCUGAGUUUAAAUGAACUCAGCACAGAGAGGACGAAAGUCGUCGUCGUUCGUGGUGACAUCACAGAUUACCGCAGCGUGCUGGAGGCCACGCGUGGAGCAGAUGUUGUGAUCCACUCUGCCAGCUUGGUGGACGUCUGGCACAAAGUCCCGGAAAGCCUCAUCUACUCCGUCAACGUAACAGGAACGGAGAACGUGAUCAAAGCGUGCGUGGAAUGUGGCGUGGAGAGCCUCGUCUACACCAGCAGCAUGGAGGUGAUCGGCCCCAACGUCCACGGAGAUCACUUCAAGAGAGGCAACGAAGACACGCCGUAUCCCGUGAAACACGUCAUGGCGUAUCCCAAAAGUAAGGCGGCGGCAGAGAAACUCGUUCUGGAAGCUAACGGCAUCACGGUGAAAGGUGGAAAGUGUUUAUUCACCUGCUCCCUGAGGCCGACGGGGAUCUACGGCGAAGGUCACCUGCUGAUGAAGGACUUCUACCAACAGGCUGCUGAUAGAGGAGGUUUGGUCAUCGGGGGCAUCCCGGACCACAUUGAACACGGGAGGGUUUAUGCAGGCAACGUUGCUUGGAUGCACGUUCUUGCAGCUCGAGCCCUCAGGGAGAAGCCUCAGGAAGUCGGAGGCGAAGCUUUCUUCUGCUACGACGACUCGCCGUACAAAAGCUACGAGGACUUCAACAUGAAGCUGCUCUCGGCGUUCAACUUCAGGAAGAUGCGCAUGCCCGCCGUGAUCCUCUGGUUCCUGGCCAUGUUCAACGACCUCCUCCGCUGGGCGCUGAGUCCGGUCUACAACUACACCCCGCUGCUGAACCGCUACACCCUGGCUGUGGCCAGCACCACCUUCACGGUGCAGACCGACAAAGCUCAGAGGUUCUUCCAGUAUCGACCCCUCUACGACUGGGAUCAGUGUUUAGCGCGAACGCAGAAAUGGGUCGGCACGUUUCCUUCAGAAAACCCCAAAGACUCCUAAUGUAACCUGAGCCUCUGCGGAGCACACACCAGAUGCUGCUCUGAAGACCACCAGGAUCACAGAACCACAGAAACCUGCAGAUAAUUGACUUUACAGGAAAUUAAGCAAACACUGAAUGCCCAACGUU
This is a messenger RNA of Nematolebias whitei (Rio pearlfish), 1257 nucleotides long. RefSeq names its product hydroxy-delta-5-steroid dehydrogenase, 3 beta- and steroid delta-isomerase (gene hsd3b7). Bases 36 to 1130 code for a protein of 364 amino acids. The transcript has 6 exons. The record is from RefSeq and is a predicted model, not a curated record. NCBI's taxonomy places the organism in Eukaryota, Metazoa, Chordata, Actinopteri, Cyprinodontiformes, Rivulidae. Gene Ontology annotation, biological process: steroid biosynthetic process. Gene Ontology annotation, molecular function: 3-beta-hydroxy-Delta5-steroid dehydrogenase (NAD+) activity.